Rhineura floridana is the source of this 961-nucleotide messenger RNA. RefSeq names its product heat shock protein family B (small) member 6 (gene HSPB6). The transcript has 3 exons. The record is from RefSeq and is a predicted model, not a curated record. NCBI's taxonomy places the organism in Eukaryota, Metazoa, Chordata, Lepidosauria, Squamata, Rhineuridae. Gene Ontology annotation, biological process: protein refolding; response to heat. Bases 81 to 626 code for a protein of 181 amino acids. Gene Ontology annotation, molecular function: structural constituent of eye lens; protein folding chaperone.
ACCAAGCUCGGCGUCUGAGUGUGCUGUUGUGGUCCGUGUGCUGUUAUCUGUUGGCUGCUCUGUCUUUCCCUGCCUGCGCCAUGGAUAUUGCCAUCCACCACCCUUGGAUGCGCCGAUCCUGUCACUUCCCCUCGCUCUUUCCUCCGCGUCUGUUCGACCAGAGGUUCGGCGAGGGGCUCCUGGAGAGCGACUUAUUCUCCGCCACGCUCAGCCCUUACUACAUGCGUAUGCCAAGCUUGCAGAUGCCCAACUUGCAGAUGCCUAACUUGCCGAUGCCAAAUAUUCCAGACACGGGGCUUUCGGAGGUGAAGUUGGACAAAGACAAGUUCUCUGUGUUGCUGGAUGUGAAGCAUUUUUCACCUGAGGAGUUGAAGGUGAAGGUGAUGGGUGACUACAUUGAAGUACAUGCCAAGCAUGAGGAGCGUCCGGAUGAGCACGGCUACAUCUCCCGGGAGUUCCACCGCCGCUACAUGGUCCCCAAGGGGGUUGAUCCAGCAGCAAUUGUCUCAGCAUUGUCUCCUGAUGGGGUGCUAUCCAUCACAGCACCUACCACCAAGGGUGCUCCUGCAGUGGAGCGUAGCAUCCCCAUCAGCCGUCAGGAAAAGCCUGCUGUCACUGGAAAGUAAUAGAGUCAUGGCCUAGGCUUGCUUUUGCCCUUGGUUGCUACCAGAAGCCAGCAUCUCAGGCCUGUUCUCCCUUCGCUAGUAGCUGCAAGGGCUGCUCACUCUUUAUGGAAGUGAACAUUUCCUCCCCUGCCCACUCUCUCUUGGGGGUCUUGGAGUAGAGAUCAGGCCCUUCUUCUGGCUAGGAGUACCUCUCUGUUGCAGGCUUACUAUGUAUCACUGAUCAUGCUGAAUUCCUUGCUUUGUAUAAAUAUGGAUACUACUUAAUUCGGUUACAUGUACUUGCUUACAAACCAAAUGUCGUAUUGAUACUUGCUAAUAAACUUGAUGUAACUGCC